This is a messenger RNA of Pieris rapae (cabbage white), 4131 nucleotides long. It is a transcript of the gene ago, whose product is annotated as F-box/WD repeat-containing protein 7. Gene Ontology annotation, cellular component: nucleus; cytoplasm. The record is from RefSeq and is a predicted model, not a curated record. Gene Ontology annotation, biological process: ubiquitin recycling; proteasome-mediated ubiquitin-dependent protein catabolic process. Lineage: Eukaryota; Metazoa; Arthropoda; Insecta; Lepidoptera; Pieridae. The transcript is spliced from 13 exons. Gene Ontology annotation, molecular function: ubiquitin binding. The coding region runs from base 534 to 2966 and encodes 810 amino acids.
GCCAAAAAAACUAUUCACUAUUGUCGAAUGUCGACUGUCGAAAUGCAGGCACCACACUUCUAAUUUAAAUAUGAAUAAUUUUAAACCCAAUUUGAUGCUGCAACCUGCAUCAAUUUAAAAGUGCUAAUAAAAUGUGUGUUUAGGAAAUACAAAGUAUCUUCGAAUGAAGAUCUUCCGUGAAAUCUAAAAACAGACUGGCUAUGUGGACUUAGAAGGAAAAAGUGCAAUGGAAUAAAUGAAAGAAUUAUCUUUGUAAGGUGUUUCAAAUAGUUAAAUAAACAAAGUGGAUAUAAUAGAAGCAGAUUGCCGUUCUUAAAGGAUUAUUAUUUAAGAUGGCAUGGAUUAUACCUCUCAAUAAUUAGAAACCUGUUUGGAAUGUGUAUUCUAUUAAAUACUCUUAGCAUCACAAUAUGCAUAUAUAUUAUGGGCUUUACAUAAAUCUGUUACUCCUUCCAAUUUGACCAAUAGAAUAGGGGAUGAUUAUAUAAACCAAGCAUAUUGUUUAAUAAUCUGAUCACGCAGAAAACAUCACAAUGGAGCCAUCAUGCUCGUACUCUGAAUGUGAUAUAUUUAAAGGAAGCAAAAAUUCCUUUGAAAACAAUGUGGAAGAUAAGAUUGAUGCCAAUAUUGUAAAGCCUGCAGAAAUACCAACUGAAAACAAUGAUGACCAACAAAUUGAAGACCUUGAAAGAGAUGACUUCGAAGAAGAAAACAGAAUUCUUAAACAUUGCUCUAAUAUGGUAGUAGAUGAAGACGACGCUUCUACGGCACAAUAUUCUCGGCCUGUAAGUAGCGUCGACCCUGAUUUAUUAAAAAUAGCCAGUGCAGAAACAAUUGCAAGGUUACAACAUUUCAUGUCUGAUGAUUUUGGCCUUCCUGGCUGUGGCCGAGAAGCAAACAAAGUUAUAGGCAGCAAAUUAAAAGAAAUGAUACAUGAUAAAGCAGGGUUGUUUGUACAGGGAACAUCUAUGUCGAAAGAAGAUUUUAUGCAAAAACUAAUUAAUAGUGGAAAGCCAGAAAAGAAAGAUUUUCCGAAGGGAAAAUUGUAUAAGGCGGAAUUGGAAGAAAAUGCAAAUGAUAGCAACAUGGAAAUUGAUGCAGUUAGUGGGCCAUCGGGUAGAUCUAAUUCUAAUGCUUCAAGUAUUGCAAGCACUAGCUCAGAUAGUAAGGAUUUCACAGUGCCUUCGACUUCAAAUGCCGAAAAGCUUUUGGGGCUUUGUGAUGCUACCAAAAACGGAGAGAGAAGUUCCCAAGUCUCGAGUUACGCAUAUUGCGAUCCUGAUGAUGAUUCUGAUGAGGAUGAUGUGGAGGAGACUUGGUGUACCUGUCUUUCAUCACCUGAGGAUGAAGAAGAUGAUGACGAACCAGAACCCGAGGAAAGAUUUUGGAGAAAAAGACGCUACGAGCCACCGCAGCCCCAGUCUGCAAAAAGAUUUCGUCCUGAUGGUACUAUGGUCCCAUACACCGGCGAAUGGAAUAAUUCUUGCCUGGGACUUCAAUCAUUGCAGCAUAAUAUAAAUCAAGCUUCGCCCGAUUUGACCCAGUGGCUAAACAGAUUCCAGUCCUGGACGAAUGUUGAGAAGAUUCAAGCUAUCGACGCUCUCAUAGGCCGCUGCACUGCAGGCCACGUGCGCCACAUGAUGAAGGCUAUAGAACCUCUUUUCCAACGGGACUUCAUAUCGCUUCUGCCCAAAGAGUUGGCACUUACAGUGCUCGGAUACCUGUCGCCCAAGGACCUCUUACGAGCUGCACAAACCUGUCGAUAUUGGAGAUUCCUCGCUGACGACAAUCUUCUGUGGAAGGAACAAUGCCGCCGCAUAAGUUUGACAACACUAAAAAAGCGGCUUCGCUCUAUGCCCCGUUGCGCAAGUCCAUGGAAAGCCGCCUACAUGCGUCAAUCCCUUAUUCAAGACAAUUGGCUCCACAAGCCCGUAGACAACCCCAUAGUGAUGCGUGGCCAUGAUGAUCACGUGAUAACUUGUCUACAGUUCUAUGGAAAUCGCAUACUCAGUGGCAGUGAUGAUACAACACUCAAAGUAUGGUCCGCUAUUACAGGGAAGUGUCUGCGCACAUUGGUCGGCCAUUCUGGUGGCGUGUGGUCAUCGCAAAUGAUCGGCGAUCUUGUGAUAAGCGGUUCCACUGAUCGUACUCUGCGUGUAUGGAAUGCGAAGACAGGCCGUUGCCUCAAAGUGUUAGCCGGACAUACUUCGACUGUUCGGUGCAUGCACUUGCAUCAAAAUAGAGUGGUGUCAGGAUCACGUGAUGCAACUCUACGCGUAUGGUCGAUUAGCAAGGGCUGUUGUCUUCGCGUACUCGUUGGUCACUUAGCGGCGGUGCGUUGUGUCCAAUAUGACGGUAAAGUGGUUGUGUCGGGCGCAUAUGACUACUUCGUGAAAGUAUGGAAUCCAGAGACAGGGGAAUGCCUGCACACAUUGGCGGGACAUACCAAUAGGGUUUAUAGCUUGCAGUUUGAUGGUGUGCACGUUGUAAGUGGUUCUUUGGAUACGUCGAUCCGCGUAUGGGACGUUGAGUCUGGUCAGCUGAAGCAUACACUCACCGGCCAUCAGUCCCUGACUUCGGGCAUGGAACUUAACUCAAAUAUUCUCGUUUCGGGCAAUGCUGACUCGACUGUUAAAGUGUGGGAUAUCACCACUGGACAUUGUCUUCACACUUUAUCAGGUCCAAACAAACACCAAUCGGCGGUCACCUGCCUCCAAUCCAGUAACCGUUUCGUGAUAACAUCGUCCGACGACGGCACCGUGAAGUUAUGGGACGUGCGUACUGGUGAGUUUAUAAGGAACCUAGUCGAACUCGGCUCCGGCGGUUCUGGCGGAGUCGUAUGGCGUAUUCGGGCUUCAGCGACUAAACUCAUUUGUGCUGUCGGGUCCCGAAAUGGCACCGAAGAGACCAAACUAUUGGUCCUCGACUUUGACGUUCCUGGGGCUUGUAGGAAGUGUGAUGAAUAGCAUAGACUAAAUCGGCGCCUUAUGCGCCGACAUGCCAAUCUCUAUGCGCCUUGGCAGUGUUAGACUGGCGUGGGAAAGGGAGGCAUAAAUUCUGUAAUGUGUUGACAUUUGACAAUUGACCAGACAUUUGUGUGUCAUAAGAAUACUCAAUUUAUGAUAAUAUUACCGUACGCGGCAUGUUUUGACAUGUUGCCUCCAACCACAUCUAAAAUGUAAUGAUAAUAUGCAAAGAAUUAUGUUGAUUUGAUUUUAUUUAUCUUAGUGUUUGUCAAUCGGAUCAUAUUUUGACAAUGAUUUUAAUGUAAUUUACCUUCUGUGUAGGUGACUAGAUUUUUUAAAUAAUAUUAUGUGUAUGUAAUAUUUUAAGUUUUUGAUUGACGAUGGUAUGUUAGAAUAAUUAAUCGUUUUAUUUGGACCACGCACUAUUUUCUUAGGUUAUAGGGAUGACAUUUUAAUUUAAUUUAACGUUUUAUCAAUUUAAUUAUUAUAUCUUAAAGGAUAUCAAUUCGAUUUUGGUGCAAUGUUCACAAGCAAAAUAAUUUCAUAUUUUUUAAUAAUUUUGAUCCUGUUAUAGGAGGCAAAUAAUCUCGAUUCAAGUCAAAUUGAAUUGUGUACCAUUUUAAUGCAGUGCCUACACAGCCAUACCGUCUGGUAUAGGCAAGCAGUUGUUUGCCGUAAUUUUACGAUAUACCAAUAUUAUACCAUUUAUGUAAACUGUAGUUGUUAGAUUUGAUCUUGAAUAGGUAAAUAAUGAUGGCUGCCAUUAUGCAUUGCCAAAUUAUUGCACUAAACGGUAUGCUUCAUUAUCCCAAAGAGUAAGGUGAAGUUGGAUUGCUGUAGGGUUUCUUAUUUAGCGUCUGUUCUGUUUUAAGACAAUUAUUUAUAUAUUAACAUUAAUUAAUACUGACAUUUUGAGGAUAUUCGUGUUAUAGGAUUCAAUUUCAGUUAACAGUAGAAACCCUACAUGUUAGUAAUAGUGUAGAUAGUGGGCGGACUACGGAGUGUGCCAUUGCUUUGUUUUUAAAAUUGCCUAUUUUAGAGUUUUUACGUAUUUGGCCCAUUUGUAUGCGUUUCUCGAUUUUUCUUUUAUUUGGACAACAGUAUCUAAAUAUGUAUGAGAGGAGAGAUGUUAUUGAGAGGUCAUGCCUAAGUGGAAGUUGUUACU